GAAACCAGGAAAAAUUCCACACAAGUCAAAUAUCCACAAAGGGAUUAAAGGAUCACACCUGCCAGCUUUAUCUCCCUCUCUGUUUCUUUCUUUACACGCAUAUAUUGUUUAUAUUCAACAAAUAAUAUUGCAUGGAGCAAAUGAAAAAUAUGGCUAUCAGUAUCAGCUACAUCAUCUCUAUCAUCAUCAUCAUCAUCAACAACCUCUGCUGCAUUCCUAAUGGCGACCUGGUCAGAAUAAUACCAAGUAAAACCUCCCAAUUUCUAGUUUUCCUUCUCUGUUUAUUUCAAGUCUUCUACCAGACUACCAUUGGUGUGUUUUUCUCUCUACCCAUUUCUCGAUUCUUUUGUUUUCAAGUGGUUGGAGGUUUUGCUCGCACUGGUUUUCUUGGAGAUGUUUCAGGAUUCUGUUGUUUUUCCCAUUCUUGGGAUUCCUAAAACAAGAACUGUCACUUUUGGAGCCGUUUUGCUUGUGUGGCUGUGUUGGUCUCCACUCCUUAUUGAAGCACAAGAUGCCGUUACUGAUCCUUUAGAAGUGAGUGCACUGCUUGAUGUGAAGAGCAAUUUGAUUGAUGUCAAUAAAAAUUUGAGCAAUUGGAAUAGUGGGGAUCCCUGCACAUCAAUUUGGACUGGAGUUUUGUGCUUCAAUACAACAUUGGAUGAUGGCUAUCUUCAUGUUAGAGAACUGCAACUAUUUGGAAUGAACCUGUUGGGAACUUUAUCACCAUCACUUGGUCGCUUAUCUCAUAUGCAAAUAUUGGAUUUUAUGUGGAACAAUAUAAGUGGGAGUAUACCAAAGGAGAUAGGAGACAUCAAAUCUUUGGUACUCUUGCUUUUGAAUGGAAACAAAUUAACAGGUCCUUUGCCUGAAGAGCUUGGCAAUCUUCCAAACUUGAACAGAAUACAGAUUGAUGAGAACAAUAUAUCAGGAUCCCUCCCUGUGUCAUUUGCAAACUUGAACAGUGCACAGCACUUUCACAUGAAUAACAAUUCAAUUAGCGGGCAAAUCCCACCAGAACUGUCAAGAUUACCAAAUCUUCUUCACUUCCUGCUAGAUAACAAUAACUUAUCUGGACAUCUGCCACCAGAGCUUUCUGAAUUGCCAAAGUUAUUAAUACUUCAACUUGAUAACAACAACUUUGAUGGGGCAACAAUUCCAGAUUCAUAUGGCAACAUGACUCAACUAUUGAAAUUGAGUCUCAGAAACUGUAAUUUGCAAGGUCCAAUCCCUGAUCUGAGUAGGAUAACAAACCUUGGAUAUAUAGACCUUAGUUCAAACCAGCUAAAUGGAUCCAUACCUACUGAAAGGCUUUCUGAGAAUAUUACAAACAUUGAUUUAUCUAACAAUGAUCUUACUGGAAGUAUUCCUGCCAACUUUUCGAGCUUGCCUAAUCUUCAAAGAUUGUCAGUUGCAAACAAUUCAUUGAGUGGCUCCAUUCCAUCUACCCUUUGGCAAAGUCAGACUUUGAAUGCAUCUGAAAGGCUUAUCUUGGAUUUUGAGAACAAUAGACUGACAAACAUUUCCGGUGAUGGCACUAUCAGUCUCCCUCAGAAUGUUUCACUAUGGCUACAAGGCAAUCCUGUAUGCUCAACUUCCAACCUGGUUCAAUUUUGUGGAUCUCAAAAUGACAAUGUAGACAACCAGGGUUCGGCAAACACUACUGAGGAUUGUCCCCUUCAAGCCUGUCCUUAUACAUAUUCCCCAACAUCUCCUGUGCGUUGUUUUUGUGCUGCCCCUCUGACUGUUGGAUAUCGAUUGAAAAGUCCUGGAUUCUACGAUUUUUUAGAAUACAAAGAGCUGUUUGAAGUGUAUUUGACCACUGGUCUGAACUUGGAGGUUUAUCAGCUAUACCUUGAGAACGUCCAAUGGGAAGAUGGACAUAGAUUGGAAAUGCAACUUCAGCUAUUUCCUCUCUAUGAUGCUAGCAACAAGAGUUCUCAUGUCUUUAAUGCAAGCGAGGUUCUCCGUAUCAGGAGCAAGUUCACCGACUGGACUAUACCUGAUAGUGUUAUAUUUGGACCUUAUGAGCUUCUGAACUUCCCCCUGUUGGACCCUUAUAAUGUGUUUAUAACCUCACCAUCAUCAUCUGGUAUCAGCAAGGGUGCCUUGGCUGGCAUAGUAUUGGGUGCAAUUGCUGGUACAGUUACAUUAUCUGCAAUUGUUUCACUUAUUAUCCUGAGGAGAUAUAUGAGAGGCUACCGUGCAAUUUCAAAAAGACGUCAUGCAUCUAAAGCCUUUCUAAAAAUUGAUGGCGUGAAGGACUUUAGUUAUGCUGAAAUGGCCUUGGCUACAAAUAAUUUUAAUAGCUCCGCUCAAGUUGGUCAAGGAGGAUAUGGAAAAGUUUAUAAAGGCAUUCUUGCUGAUGGCACGGUUGUGGCCAUCAAACGUGCUCAGGAGCAUUCUUUGCAAGGUGAGAAGGAAUUCUUAACAGAAAUAGAAUUGUUGUCGAGGCUACAUCACAGGAAUCUCGUUUCUUUGGUUGGAUACUGUGAUGAAGAAGGUGAACAGAUGUUGGUUUAUGAGUUUAUGUCAAAUGGCACCCUUAGAGAUCAUCUUUCUGCCAAGUCUAAAGAACCCCUGAGUUUUGCAUUGAGAUUGAGAAUUGCCUUGGCUUCAGCAAAGGGCAUCCUCUACCUACAUAAAGACGCAGAUCCCCCAAUUUUCCACCGAGAUAUCAAGGCAAGCAACAUAUUACUCGACUCUAAUUAUAAUGCAAAGGUUGCUGAUUUUGGACUUUCAAGGCUGGCUCCAGUUCCUGAUAUUGAAGGUUCGAUCCCAGCUCAUGUGUCCACAGUAGUAAAGGGUACUCCUGGUUACCUUGAUCCAGAAUACUUUUUAACACAUAAACUGACAGACAAGAGUGAUGUUUAUAGCCUUGGUGUUGUAUUUCUGGAGCUGUUGACAGGGAUGCAACCAAUCUCGCAUGGAAAAAACAUUGUCCGAGAGGUCAAUAUUUCAUACCAAUCUGGUAUGAUAUUCUCUGUGAUUGAUGGACGUAUGGGUUCUUAUCCUUCCAACUCUGUGGAGAAAUUCUUGAAUUUAGCAAUCAAGUGCUGUGAGGAGGAUACAGAUUCAAGACCUUCAAUGGCAGAUGUGGUCCGAGAACUUGAAACUAUAUGGCUGAUGGUCCCAGAGUCUGACAAGAAAACAACAGAUACAGUUAUCAGUGAUCCUGAAAAGUUAGAAAGUUCAUCACCAUCUUCAUCAUCAAUGGUGAAGCAUCCUUUCAUGUCGUCUGAUAUUUCCGGUAGCGAUCUCGUGAGUGGAUUUAUUCCUAGCAUCACUCCCAGAUGAAUGGCACUGUGGGAACAUUUAAUAAGAACUGCUGACUAUGAAGUGCCUUGGUGUACUUUGUUUGUAAAGGUAAUAGAUAGACUUGAUGUUAAAUAUCUGAAGUGAUACACUCAACCAAUAGUAUUACAAAAAUUAAAACUUAAAAUUAUCUUAAAUUGCCACGUAAGUUGUAAGUGGUUAGUUUUAAAUUAUAUGAUAAUUUUGUGAUUGUGUUGGUU
This is a messenger RNA of Manihot esculenta (cassava), 3512 nucleotides long. Its product is annotated as probable LRR receptor-like serine/threonine-protein kinase At1g06840. The record is from RefSeq and is a predicted model, not a curated record. Gene Ontology annotation, biological process: protein phosphorylation. Lineage: Eukaryota; Viridiplantae; Streptophyta; Magnoliopsida; Malpighiales; Euphorbiaceae. Bases 394 to 3294 code for a protein of 966 amino acids. The transcript has 21 exons. Gene Ontology annotation, molecular function: protein kinase activity; ATP binding; protein binding.